Messenger RNA from Hylaeus volcanicus, 1146 nucleotides. RefSeq names its product trypsin-1-like. Gene Ontology annotation, biological process: proteolysis. Gene Ontology annotation, molecular function: serine-type endopeptidase activity. Lineage: Eukaryota; Metazoa; Arthropoda; Insecta; Hymenoptera; Colletidae. The record is from RefSeq and is a predicted model, not a curated record. The transcript is spliced from 7 exons. The coding region runs from base 101 to 874 and encodes 257 amino acids.
UUGACGAGCUAUUGAGGUAUAUAAGGUCUAGAUUUCUGCAUAAUAUUGUCUCAUGUUCCCAGUGUGACGUUUACCUCUUGCUCACACUGAUCGAAGGAACAUGGCUCUAAUAUUAAUUCCACUCCUGUCGGUACUGGCACUCUCCAAUGCAGGCGCUGUGCCAUUCAGGUUCGAUCCUAGAAUCAUAAAUGGCGAAAAGGUGCAAAUAGGUGAAAUUCCAUAUCAGGUAUCGCUUCAAAACAAAGGAUCGAACCGUCACUUUUGCGGUGGAUCGGUGCUUAAUGCAAAUUAUGUCCUCACAGCAGCGCACUGCGUCCAAGGCACAACUCCCAGCUCGAUCGAAGUCGUUGUUGGCACUGUAAACGUCAAUGUUCGAGUUUCAGUGCACCAGGUUGAAAAGAUUAUCGUCCACGAGAAGUACAACUCUAGAGACUCCUGGAUAAACGACGUAGCCUUGAUCAAGGUGAAAACGAGGUUCGUGACAAGCACACGUGUUGCUCCAGUUCCUCUGCCGAAAGCAACCGAUGUUAUUCCUGUCAACGCACCAGCUGUAGUAUCAGGAUGGGGUUCUGAUGUCUAUGGCGGAUCAACUACGAAGGAACUGUACAAGGCGCGGAUCUUUAUAGCUGAUCAAGCUAAUUGCAGGAAUGUUUACAAACGUGUAUACCAAAACGUUUACGACUCACACAUCUGCGCCAAUGAUCCUUCGGUCGAAAAGGGAGCGUGCAACGGUGAUUCUGGUGGUCCUCUCACUGUCGAUGGAAAAAUUGUGGGCAUCGUGUCUUGGUCUAUGGCGUGUGCACUCACUAACUAUCCUACAGUUUACACUCGCGUCACGUCUCACUUGGAUUGGAUCGCGAAGAAUGCAGUCUGAUUCGAGAAAGUUUCACCAAGCGAUACUUUAUCCGAACAUCUGUUCUUAAAUAUUCUUAAAUGCGAAUCUUCCACCUACAUUUCUGCGAAUAUUAAAACAACUGGAAUCGAUUAAAGUAGCAUUGCAAAUUAAAAAUAAUUACAAUCCUCGACGAACUGAAAACACGAGAGAAAUAUUUAAAUCUUUUUUAAAAAUUUAAAAAUUUUGUACGUAAAACAUGUUUGUACUUUCAGAUAUUACAACAGAUAAUAAAACUGAUGAUUCAGAUAUAA